Dermacentor silvarum is the source of this 2191-nucleotide messenger RNA. RefSeq names its product monoglyceride lipase-like. Gene Ontology annotation, molecular function: lipase activity. The record is from RefSeq and is a predicted model, not a curated record. The transcript is spliced from 7 exons. Bases 434 to 1351 code for a protein of 305 amino acids. Gene Ontology annotation, cellular component: membrane. NCBI's taxonomy places the organism in Eukaryota, Metazoa, Arthropoda, Arachnida, Ixodida, Ixodidae.
ACCUGCUUUGAAAACCGGAACGCGCCGCGGCAACCUCACAUUUGGCAUCGCUCCCCCGCGAGCGACGCCGCAAACUCCGGAGCCUCGCGGCCGGCAUUUGAACUUCGUUUUCAGCUUCGCGAGUUGAUGUUAUUUACACACUCAUUCGAUAAUCCUAGAAAAGUUACAUCGCAAGCUCUCAUUGCCUUCUGAGUAUCGAUUGCGUUGUUUCCGUGAGUUGAAAAGCUGACCCGCAGUAGGUGUGCUUGCAGACGACGAGUUGGGCCGCUCUUUGCAGACGACAUCAUCGGCGGAGUCGGUUUCGCUUCUGCGUUUUGGAUACGUCACCGAGCGUUCCCUUGCGGUUUGUGUGAGUGCGGUUCAACGGACUCUGAGUUUGGCACCUGUGUCAAGUGCAGGGGGCGAAGCAUCGGGAAGUACAGCGUCAUCCCUGAUGCUCUCGAGGAUCGGAGGACGCCACAAAAGUUGGUCAACCAUGUCGUCAACCAUCGGUGUGCUAGCAGACGACAGCGGCUCGUUCCGCAACCGAGAUGGACACAAGAUCGCCUGCGUCACUUGGAGUCCCGAAGUUGAGCCCAGGGCGCUGGUGUUCCUGGCCCACGGCUACGCCGAACACUGCCACGUCCCCUGCUACGACUCAUUGGCCAGGAAGCUCGUCGAGCUGGGAUGCUACGUGUUCGCUCACGAUCACGUUGGCCAUGGCAAAAGCGAAGGUCCGCGAGCCAUCGUCAAAUCGGCUGACAUCUACGUCGACGACAUCUUGACGCACGUCGACUUGGUCAAACAGAAGUUCCCGGGCACACCAGUCUUCCUGUUCGGACAUUCCAUGGGCGGCACACUGUGCGCCAGGAGCGCCCUGGAGCGUCCCGCCGAAUUCGCCGGCAUGGUGCUGAACGCGCCGGCCGUGUGGCUGGACCCCGUGCAGUGCAGCUGGACCAAGAUGACCCUGGCUCGCAUCCUUGGUCGAGUGGUGCCCACCCUGCCCAUCGGCAACCUGGAUCUGUCCCUGGUGUCCAAGGACCCCGAAACCGUGGACUGGAUGACCAAGGACCCGCUGCGGUACCACGGCAGCGUACGUGUCGGUUGGGCCGCGGCCAUGCUGGCUGCUCUCCAGGACCUCCAGGCUAAAAUCGACUCGGUCGAGACGCCUUUCCUCAUUCAGCACGGCUCUGCUGACAAACUCUGUGAACUCGCCGGCUCCGAAGAUUUCUUCAAGAAGGCACCCAGUAAGGACAAGAGCUUCAAGGUCUACAAGGAAUGCUACCACAGUCUGCUCACUGAACCUGGUGAAAUAGGCCAACAGAUUUUUCAGGAUAUCGCCGACUGGUACACGUCCCGGUUACCAUCGUGAAUCGAAGAUCAGUGAAGUUUGAUAACUACGGCUGAUAAAAAAAAAGCGAGGCGUGCACUCAGAUAAGGCUGCGAUGUAUAGAUAACAAUUUAAAUAGGGGGUCACUUUUUGAGGUGUUAGUUUUUUUUUUUUUUUUUGAACCCGAGUGAGAAUUCUUGAUGUGAACGCUAUGAACACGUCCACUGUAGACACAAGCUCAGCGAUUCUGAUGAAACCUAGCGAAUAGGUUUCGGAGAUAUUUGCGGCAGCUAGAAGGUGUGGCUGUAGAUACUUAACGUAUUAUGCAAGAACCGUCCCUAUAAUGAGAGCAAUACACUAUUUUGAUGCCUUGUACACUCCAGACUUAGCGCCGGUAAAAUACCAGCUAGUGAAAGUCGGGGUUUCAAGCAAACAGCUUUGCCUUCGCAGUUGCCCCACCAACGAUGUCUAAAGUUAUUCAAGCACAACGAAAUAGAACUGCACAACUCGACCCAUGUCGGAUUUUAUUGGUAGUUGUAGCAAGAACCUUUUGAGGUAUAAAAUUUUCUUAGUUGGCGAUAAAUUGGAGCGCGAAUAAGACAAAAAAUGAGUGGGUUCAUUGCUGUGCUAUAACUGCCAACAAAUGCGAUGUCUGUAGCAGUAGCGAAGUCAGAAGGCGCAGGAACUGAUACGACACUCUCAUUCUGUUUUUUCUGCGCCCAACGCCAUCUUUAAAUUUUGAAUUUUAGGGUGCUACCGCACGUUAUCAAACUCUGCUUGUUUUGAUUCAGCCUGUGUCCACAUUAAAAAAUGUACAAAGAAAUACCACGCAUGUUAAUUGUACAGAAACGGAUGCAAAUAAACUGUAUAUAAUUCCUGCAA